Trematosphaeria pertusa is the source of this 900-nucleotide messenger RNA. Its product is annotated as RTA1-domain-containing protein. Gene Ontology annotation, cellular component: membrane. The coding region runs from base 1 to 900 and encodes 299 amino acids. The transcript is spliced from 3 exons. Lineage: Eukaryota; Fungi; Ascomycota; Dothideomycetes; Pleosporales; Trematosphaeriaceae. The record is from RefSeq and is a predicted model, not a curated record.
AUGGCCGCGGAUCCAAACGACGAUAGCAUCUGGCAAUACUCCUGCAGCACUGCUCUUGCCAUCGUUGUGGCGAUCAUAUUCCUCUUUCCAACAAUAGUGCUAGCAUGGCAGACAUUCUUCAAAUACCGUUCGUGGUUCUUCCUCUGCGUACUCAUUGGCUCGGCGCUCGAGGUCGGGGGAUACAUCGGCCGAGCUGUGUCGAGCAGACGGCCGACUGAGAUUCCUGCAUAUGCCACCUCCGCAACGCUCAUCAUUGUUGCCCCAAUCUUCAUAGCCGCCGGCAAUUACCUCCUCAUCGGCCGCCUAAUUCGCGCCGUCCUCCCCUCGACCCACCACCGCAUCUUCCUCAUCCCCGCGCGCUUCAUCACACGUACCUUCGUUGCCUGCGACAUCAUCUCCUUCCUCAUCCAAGUCGGCGGCACGAGCUAUGCGUCGUCGGAGAGCUGGGAGGGCCAGGCGGCGGAAAACGGGACAAAUGUACUGAUUGCAGGACUGGGGACCCAGGUUGCGACUUUCGCGUGGUUCCUGGCGAUCGUGAUGCGGUUCUGGUGGUGUACGAGGAGCAAGGUGGGCGUGAGGAGUGAUGCGCCGAAGGGGUGGUUUAGGGUGUUGCAGGCUAUUUGGGUGUCAAGUUCGCUGAUUCUUGUUCGCUCCGUGUAUCGAGUCGUUGAAUUCGCGCUGGGUAUCUACGGGUAUCCCUUUACGCAUGAGUGGAUCUUCUACGUCUUCGAAGCGCUGCCGAUGCUGCCUGCUAUCGCAGUGUUUUGCUUCGUCCAUCCAGCGAAGUAUUUGGGACGGGGCGGCGGGCUGGGCAUGACGGAGCGGGCAGAGGGGACGGAGCUUAGAGACAACGAUGUGUUCGUGGCUCACAGCCUUGGUCGACGCCGGGACAGCAAGUAG